UGCGCUGAAUGUCGUUAACCGGAUCACAUGUUCGCCGGCAGCACGACUCGACGAAUGAUACUAGCUGCAUAAAUCUGAGCGUCGUCGUCUCUUUUUCCCUGUGAAAAUCGAGGAAUUACCAAUGUCUUGCGCAGCGACAGAAACCACUGUUCCGUCGAUCAACGGCGAAAGGUGUGCGCGGUUUGCUGCGAGCUUACGAUCGUAACCUUCGUUCUGCAGCUCCACUACCGUAUAUACGGUGUUUAUAGCGUUGUCUUUUACUCUUACUAGGAGAAGGAGUUGGAUGAGCGACUGGCUCCCUUCUUGGCGACCCACUUCUGAGGCCCAGCUUGAAGAGGCCGAGAAAAACAUCUUGAGCUCUCUGAGUUCAGAGUACAGGGACUUGUAUGUUCCAAUAGGAGAGGGAGCAGUCAUCAGGUGUCUGGUGAUGGAGCCACAGGAGCCCUCCUUCCCUGAAAAGACACCUCUUGUCCUGAUCCAUGGCUUUGGCUGCGGCAUCGUCCAGUUCUUCAAGAACUUGGACCACCUCCACCGCGACAGAAGACUGUAUGCUCUGGACCUGCCCGGCUUUGCCCGCUCCACUCGCAUCCCCUUCCCCGAGGAAGCAGAGGCCGUGGAGGCAGCGUUUGUGUCAGCUCUGGAGCGGUGGAGGGAGGGAGUGGGACUGGAGAGGUUUGUGCUGCUCGGCCACAGUCUCGGAGGGUUCCUCUCUCUCUCCUACUCCAUGACCCACCCGUACCGAGUCAGACACCUCAUCCUGGACGACCCCUGGGGACUGGUGGACCCAAUCGCUGAGGAAGAACUCCAACAAAAGUACUCACUUUUGUUCAGAAGCAUCCUGAAGAUUGCCUCCAGAUUCAAGCCCUUUGACUGGAUUCGUGGAACUGGACCACUUGGACCACACAUUCUGCGAAGGUCACGGAGAGAUCUGGGCAGAGUGUUCAGGGAAGACUUUCUGGACUAUGUCUACCACAGCAAUGUUCAGAAUCCAACGUGAGUGGCCUCCCUUUGUGCAUUAGUGGAACCCCUCUAAUCCAGAUACCAAUGUGACGGAAGGAAGUAGACAGGGUGUCCCUUUUUCAGGAGUUUGUUGCAAGAACCUGUGCUUUUCUUGGGGAAAGAAAGAUAGAGAGGUGUUCUCAUUCUGGGGUGUUCUCAGAGAGGGGUUCCACUGUAUAGUGUCAGUGUGGCAGAUAGUUGUGAUGUCAGUUGUGAUGGUUUGUCUUCCAGAGGUGAAGAGGGGUACUUCUGCAUGCAGCAUCGGUUUGCCUGGGCCAAGAGACCAAUGCUUCAUCGGAUAGGAACAGAUCUGAACCCCGACCUCCCGGUGUCAAUCAUCUAUGGGGCUAGGUCGUGGGUGUACAGUUUGGACAAGUCAGUGAUGGAACUGUUCAGUGGGGCUCGGCCGGAGGGCUCCUACGUGGGGACCUACCUGGUGGACGAUGCUACUCACCACGUCCACGCUCACAAGCCAGAGGAGUUCAAUGAGACUGUCAGAGAGAUACUGGAGAUCGUGGACUCUUCUGCCGACAUGACAUACUGCAGAGCAUCUACCUAAUGUUUGUUUCACUUUAUUUAUCCGUGUUUACUGUUAUCGUCAGUAUUCAUUUUCAAUGUGUACUGUUUUUCCCGUUG
Molecule: messenger RNA, 1635 nt
Organism: Geodia barretti
Lineage: Eukaryota; Metazoa; Porifera; Demospongiae; Tetractinellida; Geodiidae
Source: the annotation of a GenBank genome assembly